AUAGGCAGUGUCAUUUAUAGUAGACUGCUUGUUAUCAGAUGAUGUAUCUUUAAGUUUACCUCACAUUGUCGUAAAGUAUUACACUGUUCAACUUUUGCAAGCAAUGAAGCUAAGAAUUGGAAUACUCUGUUUUAUUGUGAUUGCUAGCUACUCUUGUUUUGCUGAGGAGAUUCGUGUUGCACCAGAUCACAAUGCUACCAACGGUUCAACUUGUGUCUCCCUGACAGACUGUGCAAAGCAGAACCACACCUCUCACACCAAGUUCAUUUUACUACCAGGGAACCACAUUUUGGAGACAAAUUUCUAUAUUUUCGGCCUUGAUAACAUCUCGUUUAGUGGUGAGAAUGUAACGAUAGACUGUGGCUAUCAAUUUGGACUUACAUUUGAGAAUAUUUAUGGAUUGAGAAUUGAAGGCCUUUCGUUUGUUUCUUGUGGCAAUUCAGUUAAUCCUGGGCUGCUAGUCAGUCAUGUGCAGUAUGGAACAUUCAGUGACAUUGUUAUCAUGAGCAGUACAUCCACUGCAGUGAACAUAAGAGAUAGCACGGACAUUGAAUUUUCAAACUUGUUAGUGACAAACAACGAGAUUUCGCACAUGAACAACUCAGUAAUUAUGUUGCUUCAAAAUUCUCAAGUGAAUUUCACAGAGACCACCACUUUUUCAGACAAUCUCUUGGGAAAUGUUUCUCCUCCAAACAAUGUAACUCCGAUUUGCCUUACACCCUCAUAUGAACGAACAAUGUCAGCUGUCUUACUGGCAGGGAGGUGUAAUAUUUCUAUAGACGGAUAUUUUAUGGUAUUCAACAAUACUAGCCCUACGGCUAUCAUAAGAAUCAAUGAAGCGGAGUCAUUUCAAAUUAUUGGAAUCAGUGACUUUAAACAGAAUAGCGUGGGUAUUUAUGGAGUGUUGUCUUUGUUUAACUCAAAAGCAAUAAUUGCCGGGUCGAGUAAUUUUUCUUUGAACACUGCCACCUCAAAUAAUAUCAUGGAAUUUAAAACUGUGGCCGGUAUACACAUCUCCUGUAGUAUUUUGAAUGUCACUGAGCACAUCGAAUUCAAUAGCAAUACUGCUGGUGUGUCUUCCUGUAACGCUAUCAACUCAAUUGUCCGGAUGAGUGAACACGUUUUGUGCCAAAAUAACAGUCCACCGACAAAUCUGCCAUCUCAACCAACAAAUCUGCCAUCUCAACUAACAGAUUGUGUGAGAAGAACCCUUUUCAAUUUGGAAGCUGAAAACUGUGGCACAUUGAUGACAGAUCUCAAUGCUGUAUUUAAAUUGCACACUAGUAUUUUCUAUAUAAAAAAUUCUGAGUUUAUCAGAAACAAGAACAGCUUUGUCUUAGAAGCUAUUGCUAGCGACAUGUUUUUUUCUGAGGAAAACAGAUUUGAUGGCAAUUCUCGUGUGAUUAGUGCACGCUCCUCGAGAUUAAAAUUUGUGGACAAUUUGGAUGUCUCAAAUAACAAUGCUGAUGGAACCUCAACAUACAGUGCUAUCCACUUAGAUCAGUGUCAACUGCUCCUUUACGCCAACUUUACGUUCAAAGGAAACACCAGACCAUACGCAGAUGGAGGAGUUAUAUUUGCUCAAGCAAGUAGUAGUAUUAUUGUCAGAGGCAAUGGAACUUUUGAGGGAAAUUCAGCUAGACUCGGUGGAGUGUGCUAUCUUCAAGAUGAUUCUUUCAUAACUUUACUACCAUACGCACAUGUCUCUUUUGUUCGGAAUUUUGCUGAGAAACAUGGCGGUGUAAUGUACAUAUCCAAAUUCAACUUAUUUUGUGGCUACAAUACAUUUUCAUUACAGCUACCUUGUUUUCUUCAAUUCGUCGAUGAAGCAAGCAAUCAGAUAACAUUUUCAGGAAACUUUGUUCGUAAUAAUGGUACCGGGAGUUUGCUUUACAGUGAUGUGCAAGCUGAUGUACUUGAAAAUGUCCAAUUAUACAACUAUACAUAUAUAAAUAUGACUGCCCCCAACAACACAGUUCCAUUGCUAGACUCAGAGUUUUAUCGACUGUACUUUUGCGAAAAUGAGAUGCGUAACUAUAGCAAAAGAAAAAUCAGUAGAACACAUAAAAGAGGAGAAAAGGUUAAACUUAUGAUGGCUGCUUUUGCUUUUGAUGGGAACAUUAGUAGUGGAACGGCCAAACGUGAGGUUAGGGGCCUUUUAGAUGAUCCCAGUAUCAUCACAAGUCAUUACAUUUCUAUGUUGUCUCAAAUGGUUACUGAUAAUUGUUCUGAGGUAACUUUUCAGGUAUUCUCACCUCAUCCGUUUGAGGAAAUAGCAAUCACUGCAAAUGGUUACUGCAGAUCUACCGAUGAUAUUUAUUGCCUAUCAUUAAAUCUCACAUUUGCAGAUUGCGACAAUGGAUUCGAACCAGCAAGUAAUCCUUGCAAAUGCGACAAUAGACUUUUGACCUACACCACUUCCUGCGACGUUGACACUGGUAAAAUAAACAAGUCUCCCCUAAAAAAUCCCUGGAUUGGAGCCCACUAUCAAAACUCGUCUAAUCCGAACUCCACCUAUCUAGGUCUGAUUCUCUAUCCUUACUGUCCACCUGACUACUGUCAAAAUCCAGAUGGGAUUGAAACAGUGGCUGUAAGCUUGAAAAAUCCAGAUGCACAAUGUAGGGAAAAUCAUGGAGGUCUACUUUGUGGAGCAUGCAAAGGCAAUACAAGUCUAAAAUUGCACUCUAUGAAAUGUGCUGACUGUAGCGACAACUAUGCAUUUGUUGUCAUAAUCGCAAUGUUUGUUCUGGGUAUUCUCUUUAUUGCUUUCCUUUCUCUUGUUCAGUUCACAGUCUCAAGUGGCACAGUACACGGAAUUUUAUUCUAUGCUAACAUACUAAGUGCUAAAAACACUCGGUUUGGAGUUCACAAUGAAGACGACAUCAUCAAGUUCCUUGACAUAUUUAUCGGCUGGGUUAAUUUGGAUUUUGGGAUGAAUAUUUGUUUCUACGAUGGCCUAAAUCAACUUCAAUACAUCUCCUGGCAGUUUGUGUUCCCUCUAUACUUGUGUGCUAUUGUCCUGGUCAUUAGUAUCAUUUGUCAUUACUCAAUCAAGGCUUCGAAAUUCUUUGCUAAAAUACAUGAUCCUGUAGCAGUGUUCGAGACUGUCAUAUUGUUCUCGUACAGCAAGUUUAUUCGAAAUAUUAUCGAUAUCGUAACCCCUGCUCACUUGGAGUAUCCAUCUAACAAUACUAGCACUGUAUGGUUACGAGACGGGACUGUACCAUUUGGAACAGGUGGUCAUACUGUCUUGGUGAUUAUAGCAGUUAUUCUUGGCUUGAUUAUGAUAUUGGGUACAACUGUGACCUUUCUCUCUCAGUGGCUUUACAAAAGUGAGACCAUCUCAAAGUUAUUCAGUCGGUACUAUAUCACAGCCUCCGUUAAUACCUACCAUACUGCUUUCAAGCCUGAGAGUCGAUAUUGGGUCAGCCUCUGUAACAUGCUCAGAUGGGUGCUCAUGCUCACAUUUGCUUUAGAUGAGGGCUUUCAUUUCAGUCUUUUGGCUAUAUGCACAGUAUGCACUCUACUACUGAGCAUUAUAAGUGUGUCGGGUGGAAUCUACAAUAGCCGAUGGUUGGAUUUACUGGAAGUGUCAUUCAUUGUCAAUUUACUUCUAUAUUAUGUCGGUGUCUAUCAUGUAAAAGUGGCAAAGUUGGAAAUGUGGGAUUACUACUCUUUUUUUGUGUUGCAUAACUUGUCAACUGGAUCAGCAUUUCUGAUAUUUGUGCUAGUCAUUUGUAUGCUAAUAUAUAAAAGACUCUACAAGGUGUGUAUUGAUAAGAAUUUGGAACUACUAAAGAAGAGAUUCAAAAAACCAAACAAGCAAGUCAAUAUUUCAGAGACUUUGGAAAAUGACUUGGAGAUUUCUCAAGUUAAUGCAGUUGAAUUGAGGCAACACACAAGUCGAACAUAUCGCUUGAUGCGGUUUUCUAAGCUCAGAGAGACACUGCUCGAAGAAUCAGUGUGAGAAAAAAACUAUAAACUUACUAAUUGUUGUGUGUGUGUGUGUGUGUAUAAUUAUAGAGUGUUUACAAUGUAUGAAUAUCGAAUGUAGCCUGUCAGAA
Molecule: messenger RNA, 4064 nt
Organism: Halichondria panicea
Lineage: Eukaryota; Metazoa; Porifera; Demospongiae; Suberitida; Halichondriidae
Exons: 1
Coding region: 104-3967 (1287 amino acids)
Source: RefSeq, a predicted model, not a curated record